Molecule: messenger RNA, 1191 nt
Organism: Exophiala bonariae
Lineage: Eukaryota; Fungi; Ascomycota; Eurotiomycetes; Chaetothyriales; Herpotrichiellaceae
Exons: 3
Coding region: 1-1191 (396 amino acids)
Molecular function (GO): nucleotide binding
Source: RefSeq, a predicted model, not a curated record
AUGUCGUCAACCAAGACGGUCCGCUGGGGCAUUAUGGCGACCGGCGGCAUAGCACGGACCUUCACCAAGGACCUGCUGAUAUCGCCCGAGACUCGAAAUGUCGCCGACAUCCUGCAUGCUGUUGCUGCUGUGGCCUCCUCCUCGUCCCUGUCCUCUGCCGAAAAGUUUAUCUCCGAAGUCGUUUCUCCUGCCCAACAGUCAACAGCCACUCCUUAUUCCUCCUAUCAGGACUUGGUCAAAGAUCCAAACGUGGACAUCGUCUACAUUGCCACCCCGCAUUCCCACCACUUCCAGAAUGCAAUGCUCUGUCUAGAAUACAACAAACCAGUUCUAUGUGAGAAGGCCUUGACUGUCAACGCCGCGCAGACAAGGAUUCUGUAUGAAACGGCCAAGAAGAAGAAUCUCUUUUUCAUGGAAGCUGUCUGGACGAGAUAUUUCCCGCUCAGUCAGGCCGUGCGGAAGCACAUCACCGAUGGCGACGUAGGUGAAGUCUUACGUGUGACCGCCGACAUGAGUAUUGGUGCGCCCAAGGAUUUUGACUUGAGCAGCAGGAUGAUCAACCUUGAUCUGGCUGGAGGUGCCCUGCUCGACCUGGGCAUUUAUGCGUUGACAUGGGUCUUUCAAACAUUAUAUCAUACGUUACCCGCGGAUUUACAGGCUCAAUCACGGCCCAAAGUUGUUGGAACAGCCAUGACACCGGAACCACGGACAGGGGCCGACGAGUCGACUUUGAUUCUGCUGCAAUUCCCAAAGUCAUCCCCCACCGGCAAGUCAAUUUCCCAUGGUGUAGCCACAACGGCCCUUCGAGUUAGCGAUGAUCCCGCUCGCAAUCAAUCAAGAGAGCUUGGGGACAUUGAGGUCCCCGCUGCGAGAAUUCAGGGUGAAAAUGGUGAAAUUCAAGUGUUUGGUCCGUUGUACCGACCCACCAGGUAUAGAAUGGUCAAGAAGACACCAUGGCCCGAAGUUGUGGAUCGAACAUUUGAAUUUGAAGGUGGUGCACACGGGAUGAUGUAUGAAGCAGAUGCUGCAGGCCGAGCUCUUCUUGCAGGCGCUUUGGAAUCCGAAACCAUGACUUGGGCAGAGAGUACACUUAUCAUGGAGGUGAUGGACGAGGCACGGAAGCAGGGCGGUCUCAAGUAUCCAGAGAGCAUUGAGAGUACAGAGUACCCUCUCAAGCUCACCCAGAAGUAA